GUUUUUUUGUUUAUUUUUUAAUAGCCUGGAAAGCAUUUACAAUCUGGCAACCCUGCAUUCACAAUAUCACAAAGUCGUCCUCGUGCUAAUUCUGCAACCUCAAUACAAAAAGGGAAAUAUGGGCUUUCCAUCAAAUCAUUAUCAGCUAGUAAAUCAUUAUAAUGCGUGGAGAGGAGUGGUAUUGUGUAAAUAGCGUGUCCCUACGUUUUCUAUACCCCUUUUUCACUUUGUUCAUUGCAUGAAGUAGUAAAAAAUGGACACUUUUUUUUUACCUUAACAAAGCAUAUCAUCUCAUUUUAUAUCUAAACGCUAUGUACAGGACACGUUGCAGUGCAUGCUCAUACCUUUUAGGAGAUUUUGAUGCUUAUUUGGUUUGCUCCUACACACAGAAAAGGCCAUUUUCUGUACAGAGUCUGAUCCAAAAUUGGACAGCUCCAGAGAGAGGCUUUUGUUGUUUUCAAACACCGCUACAUGCACAGAGCAGCUCAAGGUCAAGACCAAGCCAGAUUUGAGUGACCAGGCCUUAAUUCACACCCUGUCUCAAAAUCCUGAGCCCUUCCCAUAUGUUUAUGUAAAAGUCUCUCCUCAGAUGAAAGAAAGUGCUUUCCUGUCCUCGUCUUACAACUCAUGUGAAACAGCCAGGGUCGAGAUCAUCAGUGUCACUCUGCAUGGUGCCACCAGUCUUUCCCUGCUGAUAGACGGAAGAGUUCCACUGCCACAUGCUAAUGUAUGUUCUAAUAAAUUUAGCAGAUGGUCCAUCAAAAGAGCUUCUGGCCCAUUUCCGGAUACCUUCAUCUUCUCUUGAACCUUUUAAACACUACUACCUGGAGCUGGUACAGAUUGACAGUCAACAGGCAGAGGAUACUGUAUAUUGUGAAGACUUUACUGAGACUCGCUGUGACUUACUGGUAUCGCAGAUGGCUGCUUUUGGCUGGAGUACAUUUUAAAAGCAAAGCCCACAGGGCAGUACCCUCAGGAGUGCACGUCUAUGUUACCAUGGUGCGGAAACUCAGUCUCCUCCCCAGACUCCCUUGCUUCUUCUUCUCCGGCUUUGAGCUCCAGAGGGAUGGAUUUGAUCUGCCAGCCUAUGAUGCCCUUGCCCAGAUCCUCCCAGAAUAUCAGCACAUCUUCAAAACACCCAAAGCGCCUAAACUGAGUAACAGAGAACCAAGAGAACAGAAAAAAAGCAAGAGGUCCUUGGAGCUCAACCAAACAUUUGAAAUUCCAUCUCCACAUGAGAGACUCCAACUGCCUACUGUUCAGGAUGAUGAUCCACAUGCUGCACAGAUUACUGAACACCAGACCAAAGAGAUGGAGAACUAUCGAUCUGCCAUGUGUAAGAUGGCAGAAGACAUCCUUGCUCUGCGCUCUCAGGUGGCCAGUCUGGAAGAGCAGAACAGCCAACUUCGCAGCGAGCUCUCUAUGAACCAGGACCUGGGGCGCACGCUACUGGAUGACACUGACAUUGAUGUCAUGACAAAGGCUGAGAUUGCAGACAGAAUAGUAACUUUGAAGUGCAAGCUAGCAAGUGAAAGCAGUAAGGCAGCAGAUCAGAGGGAUAAGAUCCAGCAGCUUCAGAAUGAGCUCAUCAGGAAGAAUGAUAAUGAGAAGGAGCUGAUGCGACUACAGCGAGUGCACAAACAACAAGAAGCUGUGCUGCUGCGCUACCAAGGACAGAUCAAGAAAUUUUCAAAUCUGGAGGCUACAGUACGCCAACAGGAAAAAGUUAUUGAAAGGAUGGAGAAGGUGCUGACUACAAAGCUGAAAGAGAGAAAUAAAGAAAAUGCAGCAAGGACGAAGAAGGUCUUAAAAGAAAAGGAUUCAGAGGACAGCAGAAUGAGAGAGAUUGAAUCUAUAUUGGCUGCGGAAAAUACUCGCCUCAGAGACGAGCUGGAAAGACUUCGCCAACAUCCACAACCUAUUAUCAUACAACAGGCUGCACAGGUACACCUAACAACCCCUUUUUUUAGACACUUCAUAACACUUUAUAGGCAAUCGUAGAA
This is a messenger RNA of Silurus meridionalis, 2003 nucleotides long. It is a transcript of the gene ccdc33, whose product is annotated as coiled-coil domain containing 33. NCBI's taxonomy places the organism in Eukaryota, Metazoa, Chordata, Actinopteri, Siluriformes, Siluridae. Gene Ontology annotation, cellular component: peroxisome. The transcript is spliced from 13 exons. The coding region runs from base 751 to 2001 and encodes 416 amino acids. The record is from RefSeq and is a predicted model, not a curated record.